CCUAGGGUUUCCGCCGUCGCCGCGACCGCCGCCGGAGACAGAAUCAGGGCGAGAUGGCCGGAAGGCUCCUUGCGAACCUCCUCGUCAUGGGCGGCACCGUCCUGGGCAGAGCGGUGGUGCAGGCCUAUCGCCAAGCCAUCGUCAAUGCAAAUAGUUCUGGAGCUGCCCAGGAGGUUGUGAAUGGUAUUCGAAAGGCUAGCAAGGCCAUCACUGAGCAAGAAGCCCGGCAAAUAUUAGGUGUCAGUGAAAAGACGAGUUGGGAGGAGAUCCUGAAGAAGUACGAUACAAUGUUCGAGAAGAACGCCAAGAGCGGAAGCUUUUAUCUCCAGUCGAAGGUUCACCGAGCGAAAGAAUGUCUGGAAUCCAUUUAUCAUGAAAAGCCUGACAUCACAAACUGAGACAUGGCCUAGGUUCCACUUGAUCUAAUCGACCGAUUUGUGGGUGUGGCCAGAGAUGGCCGUUCUAUCUCAGUUUUGUUGGGUGCAUCAGGUUAAAUGGCUGUAACAGGAAGCUGUUCUCUUUGACUUGAAUAAUAUAUUCAGAAAAAAGAAACACAAUUUAAUUCUAUUUUUAGUUGCAGCGUCUUGUUUGCUUGCAAACUCAGAUGUCAAAUUCUUGGUAUCAUUGUGAUCACUUGAUUCUUGUACCAGCUUGUGUUUUGGAUUUGAUUUACCAGUUUGUUCA
Molecule: messenger RNA, 684 nt
Organism: Lolium rigidum
Lineage: Eukaryota; Viridiplantae; Streptophyta; Magnoliopsida; Poales; Poaceae
Product: mitochondrial import inner membrane translocase subunit PAM16 like 2-like
Exons: 4
Coding region: 54-398 (114 amino acids)
Biological process (GO): protein import into mitochondrial matrix
Cellular component (GO): TIM23 mitochondrial import inner membrane translocase complex
Source: RefSeq, a predicted model, not a curated record